AUGGCUUGCUUUGGUUGGUGUGGGAAAGUUAACGAAGAACCUUCGAAAGUGGUGGAGUUCAAUGCAUCACCAGCAUAUGUACUAAAAGCUCCAGCGCCUGGUCAAGUCCAUAACGGUCUAGGUUUGGGUGGAGUUCAAAGAGGUGACCAGUUCGGAACCAGAACUUUUCGGGGCGGCGCUACCGCGGCCCCCGUUGUCGUACCAGGCAACAACAUAGAAGAAGUUUCGAGAGUCUAUCAACCUCCUGACAAGGCCAUAGCUGCGCCCGUUUCCGAAUGGGUCGUAGGACUAGAUUUCGGAACCACUUACUCAGGAUUUGCUUACGCAAAAGUAGCAGAUCCAGAGAACAUCCAUGUCUAUUACGACUGGCCGAGCAGGAUUAGUGAGAAACCGUAUUGCAAGACAUUGACGGGAAUCUACUACAAGGUGACAGCACCGGGGAGGUUGCAGUGCUCAUCUUGGGGUCACCACGCUCGUUCAGAUUAUAUAGCAGGUGCCUCGAACCCUGCGGUCAAAGGGUACUAUUUGUCGAAAUUCAAGCUGCUCUUGAAGAAAGACUUGGAUGAUGCUUUUUUGGCGUCAAGCAUACCGCAGCCGCUCACGGUUAACACCAUCAUCAAAGAUUAUUUGAAGUGCAUCGGUGAGCUUGCUUUGACGGUGAUAAAGAACCACGAGGGGGAGGUGAAUUUCAGAAGGAACUCCGUGCAAUGGUGCGUGACGGUGCCGUCUAUUUGGGAUGAUACUGCGAAGCAGCAGAUGAAGGCGUGUAUGGUGAAUGCCGGUCUUGUGUCCGGCGAUGGUGGAAUAGAGUCGGUGAAAGUUGUAUUGGAGCCAGAAGCUGCUUCCUUCCAUUGCCACCAAAUUUUACGACUGAAGCACAAGGAUUUGACCUUGCAUAGGAAGGAUAAGAUUCUGGUUGCCGAUGUUGGAGGCGGAACGGUUGACAUUGUUGUGCAGGAGUUGAUAGGCUCCGGGAACGAUUAUAAGGUGCAAGAGCUCACGGAAAGCUCUGGAGGUCUCUGUGGCGGGACCUUUGUUGACGAAUCUUUCUUGCGAUUCUUGUCUAAAAGAAUAGGAUGUCUGGACGAGUUUUUGCGGUCGGUUGUCCCGUCCUACAGGUCGCGCCUGCUCAAAGAUUGGGAAACAAUCAAAUGCGGAUUUGGUAGUGAGAUGAUGACGACUUACGAUUCAACGGAGAUUACUAUUCAUAACAGGUUAGCUGCAAGCUGGGAAGCUUACGAAAAGGAACGAGGAUAUCCACCACGGGAUUCAUAUAGCGAAGUUGAGCUCACGCAGCAGGAUUUGAAGGACAUUUUCGAUCCAGUGGUGGAUGAGGUCAUCGAAUUGAUUGCCGCUCAGCUCAUGCAAGUGAGCGAUAUCAAAAUGAUGUUCGUCGUGGGCGGGUUUGCAGGCUCUCAUUAUUUAAUGCAGAGAAUCCGAGCGCGUUUCAGCCACGAUGUAGAACACAUCGUUAGUCCUCCUAACCCUGGAAGCGCUAUCAUCCAAGGUGCCGUUGCUCUUGCGCUCAAUCCUGAUGCAGUUGUGGCUCGAGUCCUUAAGAAAACGUACGGGACCAGUGUCACCUUGCGUUUUCAGCGUGGUGUAGAUCCUGAAGAGUUUCUGAAAGUUGGCGACGAUGGGAUGGAGUGGUGUCGCAACAGAUUCGACCCUUUCGUGAAGAAAGGAAAUCGGAUCGAGGUCAACAAAUUCGUAUCAAAGGAAUACGUCCCUCACAGUGAUGGCCAAGCACAAAUGAUGUUCGAUUUGUACAGUUCCGAUCUGCUGGAGCCACGGUACACACAGGGCCCCGACGUUGUCAGGGAAGGAGGGUUCGCCAUCGAUUUACCGACUAACUACCGGGUAACUGAAAUGCCGAUUUUCGAGUGUACAAUCUACUUCGGCCGCACCAGCCUCGAGCUCAGAGCAGAGGCUAAGUUCAAACAUCACGACGGAGAAAGGCCUCACGUCAUGGAGCUGCCUGUACGGUACUACAGCUGA
Messenger RNA from Physcomitrium patens, 1998 nucleotides. RefSeq lists its product as uncharacterized. Lineage: Eukaryota; Viridiplantae; Streptophyta; Bryopsida; Funariales; Funariaceae. The record is from RefSeq and is a predicted model, not a curated record. Gene Ontology annotation, molecular function: ATP-dependent protein folding chaperone; ATP binding.